Microthlaspi erraticum is the source of this 402-nucleotide messenger RNA. The record is from the annotation of a GenBank genome assembly. Lineage: Eukaryota; Viridiplantae; Streptophyta; Magnoliopsida; Brassicales; Brassicaceae.
AUGAACCAGAAAUGGUCUGGUGGGAAUCACUUUGGUUAUGAAGGCGGUUUCUGUCUUCCGGGUCUCUGCAUCGGAGGAUAUGGUGGUAGCAGAUUCCGUUACGGUGGCGGUGGCGGUGGUGGAUAUCAUCAUAAUGGUGGUGGUGGUAGAAGCAUGGACAGAAUUGGUUACAGAGAGACCAUGUAUUGCAAACCAGUGACUUGCUUAAGCGGCGCAUGUCAUGCACUUCAUUUGCAUUUAGACAAGGGUCUUUACGAGUCUCUCGUAAGCAAGAACGCAGAGAAGCAACACACAUCGAGUGUUGAUUACAUCCCAGAGACUUUUAAAUACAAUGUCAACAAAAACUAUGGUUUCAAGAAAGUGAAAGAAGAAGCUGCAAUGUCACCACAGUCUAACAACUAG